AUUUUAUUUCUGUUUGAGAGCACUACUUUAGAAAGACACAGCGAGCAAGGAGAUCCUUAUAUCCUUAUAGGAAUUAGGAAUAGGGGCCUUUGCAGAAAUAAAUUCUGUGAUCCGAGACAAAGUGCUGGUACUGUCUCCUGAGUCUGAGAACCCAGGGCAGAAAUACAGAACAGUGUGGAUUGCUAUUGAGGUCAGCUCCCAGCUCCCUGCCUGAUUCCUCUCUGAUUCCUCUUUUGUUCAGGCACAAAAAUACUCCAUCUUGAAACUUUUGUCAUUAUUGCCUUGGUAGAAGGAGACCACAGUUGUUACCUGGGUUUUGAUUUGGGGAUAACAGCAUUUCAGUGACUAGAUUUCAUGAGAAGCUAGUGGUCAUGAAGAUUCUCAAAUCAGCAUGAACUUUAUUUUUCAUUUGAGUUCUUUCAAAGUUUGCCUUUGACUCAACGUGUGGUAGAAAGUCACUCUGCAAGCAUUUGCUCUUCUCUGGUUUUGUGUCUUUUCCUUCAGAACAGCGUUGUUUUGUUUUAAUGUUUUGCACGUAGCCAGAGGAAGUCUGGCUCAUCCGAGCCGGCCAGCUGAGCACAUCUGGAAGUGGUUUCUGGGACCGCCCCUCUCUGCCAGCGCUACUCCUGAGUUCCCAGCGGCUUCGCGCAGAGGUGGAAGAAACCCAAGCCGCUCGAAAGUCAACGCAAGCAAAGUGGGGUGCGAGUCGGGGAGGAAUAUUCUUUUGGAAACGUAAUAUUGGCCUUGGGGCUCUCCAGCCCUUUGGGACUUCCAAUGGGAUCUUAGAAGCAGCCGAUGCAGCGUGAGGGCAGCAGCCCAAGGCCAGCCACGAUUUGAAUGCUCUGCCUUGCAGCUCUUCUGGACCGAGGAGCCCAAAGCCCUACCCUCACCGUUCACCAGGUCCCGUGAAGAGCAGCGUGGAGGUGGGCUGAGGUUAGAAGGUGGAGAGCGUGGAAGAAGAUUGUGGGUUGAGUAUUGGACAUCUGUUCUUGAACAGUCCCUGGGCCUGCCAUAGGAAAGGAAGUUCUCCUGAAUCACAGUUCUUAUCUGCGUGAACACACAUGGCUCUGUUACGAAAAAUUAAUCAGGUGCUGCUGUUCCUUCUGAUUGUGACCCUCUGUGUGAUUCUGUAUAAGAAAGUACAUAAGGGGACUGUGCCCAAAAAUGACACAGAUGAUGAAUCAGAGACUCCUGAAGAACUGGAAGAAGAGAUUCCUGUGGUGAUUUGUGCUGCAGCAGGGAGGAUGGGUGCCACUAUGGCUGCCAUCAAUAGCAUCUACAGCAACACUGAUGCCAACAUCUUGUUCUAUGUAGUGGGACUCCGGAAUACUCUGACUCGAAUACGAAAAUGGAUCGAACAUUCCAAACUGAGAGAAAUAAACUUUAAAAUCGUGGAAUUCAAUCCAAUGGUCCUCAAAGGGAAGAUCAGACCAGACUCACCGAGGCCUGAAUUGCUGCAGCCCCUGAACUUUGUUCGAUUUUAUCUCCCUCUACUUAUCCACCAACACGAGAAAGUCAUCUAUUUGGACGAUGAUGUAAUUGUACAAGGUGAUAUCCAAGAACUGUAUGACACCACCUUGGCCCUGGGCCACGCAGCGGCUUUUUCAGAUGACUGCGAUUUGCCCUCUGCUCAGGACAUAAACAGACUCGUGGGACUUCAGAAUACAUAUAUGGGCUAUCUGGACUACCGGAAGAAGGCCAUCAAAGACCUUGGCAUCAGCCCCAGCACCUGCUCUUUCAAUCCUGGAGUGAUUGUUGCCAACAUGACAGAAUGGAAGCACCAGCGCAUCACCAAGCAAUUGGAGAAAUGGAUGCAAAAAAAUGUGGAGGAAAACCUCUACAGCAGCUCUCUGGGAGGAGGGGUGGCCACCUCCCCGAUGCUGAUUGUGUUUCAUGGGAAAUACUCCACAAUUAACCCCCUGUGGCACAUAAGGCACCUGGGCUGGAAUCCAGAUGCCAGAUAUUCGGAGCAUUUUCUGCAGGAAGCUAAAUUACUCCACUGGAAUGGAAGACAUAAACCUUGGGACUUCCCUAGUGUUCACAACGACUUAUGGGAAAGCUGGUUUGUUCCUGACCCUGCAGGGAUAUUUAAACUCAAUCACCAUAGCUGAUAUGACUCCACCCUUAAAAUAUUCCCUGUAUAGAAUUGUGGAAUUGCCCCUUUGUAGCCUACUAUAACAUUGUUUUUUAUGAACAUCACCUUUGAUCCAUAUGAUCCACAAUAUAAAAACCAAAAACUACUGUGUGAAAAUU
Molecule: messenger RNA, 2253 nt
Organism: Cebus imitator (Panamanian white-faced capuchin)
Lineage: Eukaryota; Metazoa; Chordata; Mammalia; Primates; Cebidae
Gene: GLT8D2
Product: glycosyltransferase 8 domain containing 2
Exons: 11
Coding region: 1062-2111 (349 amino acids)
Cellular component (GO): Golgi apparatus
Molecular function (GO): glycosyltransferase activity
Source: RefSeq, a predicted model, not a curated record